GCAGGCUGCUGUGCAGCGCACCAGGUCGGGCGGCGCCCCCUUGCGCCGCGGCGCUCCGAGCACGCCUCGAGCUGGCUUUCCCCGGGGGCGUGUGGGCCUCAUCCGUUCCGCUGUCCCCGCUGUCCUCCGCACGGCGGGAAGCCCCAGCACCACCAUUUCCCCCCCCCCCCCCCGCCCCUUUCCUGUGACUACCAGGAAACAGGCGGAGCCGGCCGGGAAAGCGGAGUCAUCAGCUGAGAAAUGGCGUCACCGGAGACCCGGAUGUUCCUGGGACAGGCUCCGCUCCCUUUCCCCCCCGCCCCUGCCUUCUCCCGCUUCCUUCGCGCGCCGCCUCACAUGACCGCGCGCGGCUGCCGCCGCCGCCGCGAUGGGUACGGCACUGGACAUCAAGAUCAAGCGCGCCAACAAGGUGUAUCGCUGCGGGGAAGUUCUUUCUGGAGUCGUGGUCAUAACAAGUAAGGACACAGUCCAGCACCAAGGUAUCUCGUUAACAAUGGAAGGAUCAGUAAAUCUGCAACUUAGUGCCAAAAGUGUGGGUGUAUUCGAAGCCUUUUAUAACUCUGUCAAGCCUAUUCAAAUUAUUAACAGCACUAUUGAAAUGGUAAAACCAGGGAAACUUCCCAGUGGCAAGACAGAAAUUCCAUUUGAAUUUCCAUUGCACAUGAAGGGAAACAAAGUUCUGUAUGAGACGUAUCACGGUGUCUUCGUUAAUAUUCAGUAUACUCUACGGUGUGAUAUGCGACGUUCGCUGCUGGCAAAAGACCUAACUAAGACUAGUGAAUUCAUCGUCCACUCACUGUCACAGAAAGGGAAACUGAUGCCAAGCCCAGUAGACUUCACAAUUACUCCUGAAACUUUGCAAAAUGUUAAAGAGAGAGCUUCACUUCCAAAAUUUCUCAUUAGAGGUCAUCUUGAUUCUACAAACUGUAUCAUCACACAGCCACUAACAGGGGAGCUGGUAGUGGAGACUGCAGAGGCUGCAGUCAAAAGCAUUGAGCUGCAGUUAGUGCGUGUGGAAACCUGCGGGUGCGCGGAAGGUUAUGCCAGAGAUGCCACAGAGAUUCAGAACAUUCAGAUUGCUGAUGGGGAUGUCUGCAGGGGCCUGACAAUUCCUAUCUACAUGGUGUUUCCCAGGUUGUUCACCUGCCCUACCCUGGAAACAACAAACUUCAAAGUUGAGUUUGAGGUUAACAUCGUUGUCCUUCUACAUGAUGAUCAUCUCAUCACAGAGAACUUCCCGCUGAAGCUCUGUAGGAUGUAAAUAGCCAGAGGAGAAUCACUUCAGGAUAUACUGAAAAAGGACAAAAUUCUUCAGAGGCAAAGUGAAAUACUGUCCAUGCCUUACUUCAACUUAAAACACAUCACUUCUUUCUCCCUGCUGGUACUUCUUGUGCUUUCAGUUCUUUCUGAAUGCUGCCAAGAUUUUGCCUGCCUCACGGGAGCCUACAUGGAUGUAACCAUCCAGACAGCCUCGUCAGGUAUCUUUCUGAUGUUGAAGUAGUGGCUCUAUUUAGCUCUACAAUUUGUAGAAAUAUGUACUAAGUUUCUGUCUUUAUUUCAUUUUGUAAUACUUGUUCCAAAGUCCUUUUGAAGACUGCUUAAACCUAUAUAGAUACUGGGGGGAGAGUAUGGGGCUUGUAAUAUAUACUGAAUAGUGUCUUUGAAAGUUAAUAAAUGGUGCUACAACAA
Molecule: messenger RNA, 1689 nt
Organism: Colius striatus (speckled mousebird)
Lineage: Eukaryota; Metazoa; Chordata; Aves; Coliiformes; Coliidae
Gene: VPS26C
Product: VPS26 endosomal protein sorting factor C
Exons: 8
Coding region: 368-1261 (297 amino acids)
Biological process (GO): intracellular protein transport
Cellular component (GO): endosome
Source: RefSeq, a predicted model, not a curated record